CUGGGAAAAACAAGGGAACAUGAUUCAAUCUUACUUAAUAAUACGUUUGCAGUGUUGCAAACUUUAGCCAACCGUUCCAUCGACAUAGACGGCAAUGGAAUGGAAGACGAUUCAAGUGGAAAUUUCACCGGUGGAUUGCCGAAUUCCAAGAAACCGGCAAAACCGACAAAGAAAGCACAUACUUAUGAAGAGCUCAUCAGGCAUAAAUCUGUGGGGAAAAGUGCGACGGUUUUGAUAAAUCAAAUCAACAAAAGGAUGAAGAAGCUGAGGGACAUAAAAUUUGAAUUGCGCCGCACCCUCGAGCAAAUCAAAACGCCAUGGCCACCGGGAGCCAAACUCCCACAAAUUAUGAAAGAUAUGGAUGCUAUGGAAGCUGAAAUCCGAAGAAUUAAACAAGAUAUAUUGAAGAUACCCGUCGAUUACAAGGAACAUAAAUUAACACAAGUUGAGGCAAAGCAGAGAUUGGUCGAGAUAGAAAACCAGGAGUUAAAUAAAUCCCUUCAGGAGCUGGAAAAAACAGGGGAACUUGGUUCAAUCUUCCUUGAUAAUAAGUCUCUUUCGUCACAAAAUUUAGAUGAACAUGUCAUCGACGUGAAUGACAAUGGCAUGGAAGCUGGUUCAAGUGGAAAGAUUUGGAUCUUACUCAUUGCCAACACUGUGAUAGAGCUUCUAUCAGCAACUUUCGAUCAGCUUUCUUCCACGCAUAAGCCGGAAUAUGCUUUGGUAGCAAUGUUAAUGGCUCUCGUAGGUUUGCUCGGAUUCACGAUGGAGCUGGCUUAUGAGGGAAGAAAGGAAAAGGCGAGAUGGAGAUGGGAUCAGGAGAUCCCAUGGUUUUAUUGUCCCACAGCGACUCCGACAAGGUACAGGCGCUUCGGUAGCUUUGCAAAAAUAUUUGGAUUGGUAUGUGCCGUGCUUCAAAGUAUUUCAGCAAUUGUGGCUUAUGCCUUUUAUAGCCAUCAUUCUGAUAAUCCCAUCAAGGUGUCCAUUUGGCCAAUUAUCUUUGCAAUUUCUCUAUUGUUCUCUCAAUUUCUAAAGGAUCGAAGUCCGAAGGUGUCGGCGCUUGAUCAUAAAGAUCAUAAUGUAUAGCUGUUUUUAUGCAUGUAGAGGUUG
This is a messenger RNA of Hibiscus syriacus, 1110 nucleotides long. RefSeq lists its product as uncharacterized. Lineage: Eukaryota; Viridiplantae; Streptophyta; Magnoliopsida; Malvales; Malvaceae. The record is from RefSeq and is a predicted model, not a curated record. Bases 100 to 1086 code for a protein of 328 amino acids. The transcript has 6 exons.